AUGGAGAAAGCGUAUGAUAGCAUUCCACGAAGUGUCGUUUGGGAUAGCUUCAAGGGAAGAGUCAUUAUGGAUGAAAUUUCUAAAUCUAUAUGGGAGAUUGUACCUUCGUGCAUGUUGUUCGCGGAUGAUAUUGUUUUGGUCGCAAAAGCUAAGGAGGAGGCUAGUACUAAAUUAGAAGAGUGGAGGGCGGUCUUAGAGGGUAGAGGGUUGCGCAUAAGUCGUACGAAGACAAAAUAUUUGCGAUGCAACUUUAGUGGGAUUGAAUCGAUAGGUGAGUCAGAGGUGACCAUAGAAGGAGAUGUUGUUGCAUGCAUGUCAAAGUUCAAAUAUUUAGGAUCGGUAAUCCAGAGUGAUGGGAAGAUUGAUAGAGAUGUUACUCAUCGCAUACAAGCGGGUUGGCUUAAGUGGCGAGCAGCAACUGGGGUACUUUGUGAUAAAAAGUUUCCUAGUAGAUUAAAGGGUAAAUUCUACCGCGUUGCGAUUAGGUCGGCUUUAUUGUAUGGGACAGAAUGUUGA
Molecule: messenger RNA, 516 nt
Organism: Amaranthus tricolor (Joseph's coat)
Lineage: Eukaryota; Viridiplantae; Streptophyta; Magnoliopsida; Caryophyllales; Amaranthaceae
Exons: 2
Coding region: 1-516 (171 amino acids)
Source: RefSeq, a predicted model, not a curated record